Messenger RNA from Rhipicephalus microplus (southern cattle tick), 3319 nucleotides. RefSeq names its product ras-related protein Rac1 (gene Rac1). Gene Ontology annotation, molecular function: GTP binding; GTPase activity. The record is from RefSeq and is a predicted model, not a curated record. Lineage: Eukaryota; Metazoa; Arthropoda; Arachnida; Ixodida; Ixodidae. Gene Ontology annotation, biological process: small GTPase-mediated signal transduction.
UCUAUGUAUGGCCGCCAUUUUGUCCACCGCCCAGCGAGCGAAGAGCCUGUGGGAGUGUGCCCGCUCGUGAAGUGUGGUUGGUGGCCGUGUUUGGUGGUUUUUGUUGUUUUCCGCGCGAUCGUCCCGUGCCAGUGUGGUGCUCCAACGGUGUGUCGGUGGUGGUGUCUGUGGCGUUUUCUCGGGAGACGCCAAGAAUUGUGCUUUUAUCGCGUCUCCUGUCGCCGGCAGGGGAACUCGGUCGCAAAGUGGCCCGGAACAGUUGUUAACCCAUCGAGCGGGUCGCCCUUCACAGAAUGCAAGCGAUAAAGUGCGUGGUCGUCGGUGACGGUGCCGUCGGUAAAACCUGUCUCCUCAUCAGCUACACCACCAAUGCCUUCCCUGGCGAAUAUAUACCCACAGUGUUCGACAACUACUCGGCCAAUGUUAUGGUCGAUGGCAAGCCCAUCAAUCUUGGCCUGUGGGAUACAGCUGGUCAAGAGGACUACGACCGACUUCGGCCACUCUCCUACCCACAGACGGAUGUCUUUCUCAUCUGCUUCUCUUUGGUCAACCCAGCAUCCUUUGAAAACGUCAGGGCGAAGUGGUAUCCCGAGGUGAGCCACCACUGCCCCAACACACCCAUUAUCCUAGUGGGCACCAAACUGGACCUUCGAGAGGACAAGGACACCGUAGAGAAGCUGCGUGACCGCAAGCUCGCCCCCAUCACCUACCCGCAGGGGCUGGCCAUGGCCAAGGAGAUUGGGGCUGUCAAGUACCUCGAGUGCUCGGCCCUCACCCAGAAGGGACUGAAAAACGUCUUCGAUGAGGCCAUCCGCGCUGUGCUUUGCCCGCAGCCCAAGCCCAAGAAGCGGCGUCCCUGCUCACUGCUCUGAGUCCCUCUAUGUGGCUGUUUCUGCUCUUACUCCUCGAAUCUGCUCGUCUAGGCGUCACUCACAGGCGGGGGCAUGGCCGCCUGCGAGCAUUCUCUGUUUAGGCGCGAGCUGCUCCUUGUUUUUCUUCUCCUCCGACUUGCCUACAUUGCGACCUUCUCAUAGUUUUGUUUUUCUUCUCUGCACUAGCUCAUCAGAUCCAUGCUGGUCAUUUGAACUAAGUGCUGAUGCCCAUCCGUUGUGCUCAGGUGAUGUAGCUUGAUGAUGGCAUGCUGUUCUUUUAGCUGGAGUUAGGAAAUGUAUUUGGUUUUUAACGGAUAGUGUUUGCUAAGUUAAUGUUUCUGCUCGUGAGCCAUUAACUGCUGUCGUCUGCUGGCAGUGCUGACAAAGCUUGUUGAGGCUUUACCUAGCAAUGAGUGCCCAUUCAAGUGUGGACACUUUUGUUUUUACAUAUGAUGAUUAGCAUUUUUGUCAUGGUAAUUUUUUGUAGCACUGAUUGUCACUGAUUGCCAGUGUUGCAAGCAUACUAUUCGUUUGCUUUAUUGCCAAUUGUCGACUUUUUGCCUCAUUCAACUCAUCCGUUCUCAUCUGCAGCAACUUUAUACACAUAUGAACCUUUUUUGUGCCUUCGUACAUACACGAACUCUAUGACAGUUUUUUUCUUAGCUAAGGCCGUGAGCAGCUGGCCUGACCUGUUGACCAGCUGGCUUGUGUCCUUUCUACCAGUUAAUAUUCUUUAAGGUGUUAGCUUUUUCUGCAUGUGCUAGCUAAGCUAGAAUGCAAAAAACUUCUCCUAACAUUGAAAACCAUUGCCUAGUAUCAGACUUACGAUGCUGUGAGUUUUGCCUACGAAUUGCAGUCACUGCUUGUGACAGAAAAGCUGCAAAUUAGUUUGUGACACUGCCUGCAGACGAUAGCGUACAUAUGCAAAAAGUCUUACAAAUAUGAAGGGCCCACUAAUUAUGUGCCUCUCAACGGCAGAUGUUGAAUGGCAUUGCGACGCCAUCUCACCUGCACUUUGUGCCGCAGGAGUUGAUAAAACAUAUCGCCCGACAGGAAGUGCAGCGCAUGCGUAAGUGCAUGCUGUUCGGUGCAAUUUGUGUUGCUUGCCGCGAUUUCGACUUAGCGCACUGUUGGCCUAACUAGGUGAUGAAAGAACUGUGACCGCCUUUUUUUUUUUCUUCUUGACUGACAAGUUGCCAAAUGUGACAGAUGGUGUAAUGCAAGCCAGUAAUCUAGCGACUUGGCUUGGCAGUAUGGAGUGGCUUUGUAGUGGACCGGCACACAGCCGGCCGUGAUGCGAAAGUUUUUAAAGGAUGUACGCUGCGCCAUCACACGUAGGGCACUUGAGUUGCAUCCCAAUGUGCAAUUGUUUUUCGCAGCGCGAUGCCAAGGCUGUUGUGACUAUCGAAAUGAACUUUUUUGACAGUUGUUGGGUUUCAUCGCUGUCAUUGCAUCGUGCGUUUUUUGCACUCAUCCUGUCACAAGUGACGCCCCUACUCGCGUGGCUUGCCCUUAUUCGUUUCGCCCUCCCACCGUUUCUCGAAGGAACGUGCUCCCGUCUCAUCUUACAUGCAUAGCGUGGUUUCUUUGUACAAAAAAAGAAAGUUUUCAUAUACAGGCUUAGGACAGCGACAAGUACGCUGUAUACUUUGGACCUUUGCUACUUCCUAACGAAAGUGCGAGGCUUAAACUAGGAACAGCAUUUCACUCUAAAGAUUUUUCAUUCAUGUUAAAUGUUGAUUUUUUUUCUUGUGCCUUUAUUUAACCAGCAGUGUUGUGGUCGAUCUUGUAUUUUGGCUGUUUGAGUAUGAGGUCACUGUCGUUUCUGACUGUACACCCAUUCUUAGUUAUUCUGACUGUACACGGCCUCUGCUACACGGAGGCCUUGUCAGUGACAUUAAUAUAGUUACAGUCAAUUCUGGAGUGACAUAAUUAGCCUCCUGUCUCAAUUUAAUUAAUUAAAUUAAGUUGGUAAUAUUGUUUUGAGUGUAAAUAGAGCAUUGCGCGGCAUUUCUCAGCAGGAUAUUAUUUUGUAGUUUUUUUGUGACAAUUGUAAACAGUAAGCGCGUCACUAUGUUGUGGCACAAAAACAACUAUUUGCGAUGGAAAUGCUGGUAUUCAGUUUUAUUUUUCUUAAGAUCUCCCACCUUUUGCAAAUGCACGUGUUAACAUUUUUCGGCUGUGGCUUUGUGCUGGUAAUGUUUUUUUCUUUGUAUUCGAUCAUUUCCACUACGCUCCUGAAUUAAGAUUUUUUAUUAUGCGCAAGUGGUGAGAAUUGCCCAAAGUUUGCAGCGCAGUGCCGCAACGUCUGUUCUUGGCAUACCAACAGCACUGUCAAGUUGUAGACGACACGAAAUGCUGUACAAACCUUGUGAAGGAAGGCCUGUCAAGAUGUUGCGCUAUUGUUCAGUUACUGUAACGAAUUAUACGGUUGUUUAUCAAACAUU